Messenger RNA from Colossoma macropomum (tambaqui), 1477 nucleotides. RefSeq names its product ripply transcriptional repressor 1 (gene ripply1). Lineage: Eukaryota; Metazoa; Chordata; Actinopteri; Characiformes; Serrasalmidae. The record is from RefSeq and is a predicted model, not a curated record. The transcript is spliced from 4 exons. Gene Ontology annotation, biological process: negative regulation of transcription by RNA polymerase II; embryonic pattern specification. Gene Ontology annotation, cellular component: nucleus. Bases 135 to 1019 code for a protein of 294 amino acids.
AUUUAUGUAGAAUUUUUGAAAAUUGGUGGAGUUCCCCUUUACUGUGCUGUAGUAUAUGGAAUACAUUUCGGAGUGAAACAAUGUAUUUGAAAGGUAUCAGCGUAUUGGAAACCAAUUAACUAACUCCGUUUUAUAUGCCCCCCCUCUCCUGCAAUUGCCCCCCGUCGUCCUUCUCACAGAUGGUGUCUAAGUUUGCCCCUCUGUGUUGUUGCAAUAACCUCGCGGUACCAGAUUUCUCACCCUCACGCUGCGGUGGCCUGUUUAUACAACUGGGGAAGUCUUCACACCCAGAUGUCCCUCAGCGGCCCACUCAUUUGGCAGAUGAUUGGGCGUUUGGGUGUGAAGACCACCAGAGCCACACCCCCUCUCCAAACCACGCCCAUCCUCGCGCGCUGCCUCUUUAUAAACGCAGUGAGCCGCUCCUCUUCAUUCAUUCGCUCUCUCUCCUUCUUCGGUUCGACGGCUCUUCGCAUCUACCGGAGGAAAUAACCGCCUCAAACGGACCGACUGUGAAGGACUCGUUCUUUCUCUCUCGGACUAUCACACGAAACGAAAACAACAUGAAUUCUGCCUGCCUCGUCGCCACCCAGACGCCUUUCGUCAACCCUUCAGCUUUUGUCCAGGCUGAGAGCCAGCCUGGUGGGCAGCAGUCUCCCGUGAGCAGCCGUGCUGUCCUGUGGAGACCCUGGCUCGUCACCAGCCAAGAUGGGUGCAAGAGAAACAAGCUCGCAUGUCCUUACACCAGACCAACAGUGCCGGGUAACACCACAGCAGAUGGCAAAACUCAGUCUUUCCAGCACCCUGUCAGACUCUUCUGGCCAAAGUCCAAGUCAUAUGACUACCUCUACAGCGAUGGCGAAGCUCUGCUGAGAAAUUUCCCAGUCCAGGCAACCAUCAGCUUCUACGAUGAGUCAGACAGCGAGGAUGAGGAAGAGGAGCAGGACGACUGGGAGGAGGAGGAAGACAGUGACGAAAAAGAGUGCCUCAAACCCCAGAGCUAUUUCUCCACCUACAACUGAAUUCACACACGCUAUGAUGGCAGCUUCUGGAGAACUAUAGUACGAACAUUCACAAGAACUAUCACAUUCUCAGAUGGGACUGUAUCCAGUGUCUUCACAAAACAAAUAUUUUGAUAGCGCAUGCCCACCACAGCCUGCAUGGGUGUCAGUUUUUUUUUCCAAAUUCCAUUCAUGUAAUGCCAGCUUCCAAAAAAAGAAACGAGAAAAAAGUUCAGAACGGAAAGUCUUCCUAAUUGUAAAUUCCUCUGGGAAUUGAAUAAUGGCAAACAAUCCCACAUUGGGAUGAAUGUGUUGUUUCCAAGCCAUCUCAGGGUCUCUGUUUUGUUUUGUACACGAGAUUCCUUUAUCUGUAUUUUAUUCCCCUGUCCCUAAUUUAUGUUGUACAUAUCUUAAUAUAUUUAUGUCUUAUUUUUGUACUUUUGUGCAUUUGACACAGAAUAAACUAUAUGUAAAAGUAA